Mustela erminea (ermine) is the source of this 3918-nucleotide messenger RNA. RefSeq names its product ring finger protein 130 (gene RNF130). Lineage: Eukaryota; Metazoa; Chordata; Mammalia; Carnivora; Mustelidae. The transcript is spliced from 8 exons. Bases 88 to 1347 code for a protein of 419 amino acids. The record is from RefSeq and is a predicted model, not a curated record.
CAGCGCCGGCCGCGCCCGCCCCGCCUCUCGGCGCCGGCCCCGGAGCCCGGUCCGCGAGCAGCGGCGGCGGCGGCGGCCGGAGGGACGAUGAGCGGCGCGGCGCGGGCGGGCCCGGCCCGGCUCGCCGCGCUCGCCCUGCUGACCUGCAGCCUGUGGCCGGCGCGGGCGGACAACGCGAGCCAGGAGUACUACACUGCGCUCAUCAACGUGACGGUGCAGGAGCCCGGCCGCGGCGCCCCGCUCACGUUCCGCAUCGACCGCGGGCGCUACGGGCUCGACUCGCCCAAGGCCGAGGUCCGCGGCCAGGUGCUGGCGCCGCUGCCCAUCCACGGCGUUGCUGAUCAUCUGGGCUGUGAUCCUCAGACACGGUUCUUUGUCCCUCCUAACAUCAAACAGUGGAUUGCCUUGCUGCAGAGGGGAAAUUGCACAUUUAAAGAGAAAAUAUCACGGGCUGCUUUCCACAAUGCAGUUGCCGUAGUCAUCUACAAUAAUAAAUCCAAAGAGGAGCCUGUCACCAUGACUCAUCCAGGCACUGGAGAUAUCAUUGCUGUCAUGAUUACAGAAUUGAGGGGUAAGGAUAUUUUGAGUUAUCUGGAGAAAAACAUCUCUGUACAAAUGACAAUAGCUGUUGGAACGCGAAUGCCGCCAAAGAACUUCAGCCGUGGCUCUCUAGUCUUCGUGUCAAUAUCCUUUAUUGUUCUGAUGAUUAUUUCUUCAGCAUGGCUCAUAUUCUACUUCAUUCAGAAGAUCAGGUACACGAAUGCACGCGACAGGAACCAGCGUCGUCUUGGAGAUGCUGCCAAGAAAGCCAUCAGCAAAUUGACCACCAGAACAGUAAAAAAGGGUGAUAAGGAGACAGACCCCGACUUCGACCACUGCGCAGUCUGUAUCGAGAGCUACAAGCAGAAUGAUGUGGUGCGGAUUCUCCCCUGCAAGCAUGUUUUCCACAAGUCCUGCGUGGAUCCCUGGCUUAGUGAACAUUGUACCUGUCCAAUGUGCAAACUUAAUAUUUUGAAGGCCCUGGGAAUUGUGCCAAAUUUGCCAUGUACUGAUAACGUAGCGUUUGACAUGGAAAGGCUCACCAGAACCCAGGCCGUUAACCGAAGAUCAGCCCUAGGCGACCUUGCCAGCGACAACUCCCUAGGCCUCGAGCCACUUCGAACUUCGGGGAUCUCGCCUCUUCCUCAGGAUGGGGAGCUCACUCCCAGAACGGGAGAGAUCAACAUUGCAGUAACAAGUGGUCACUUCUUCCACCGAAACUCCUUGUCUCCUCGGAGCCUCGUGUACGAAAGUGAAUUCUCCACCAUCGAACCUUCCUUGGACAUGUAUGACGAGAACAAGACCUGAUUUUUUCUAAAUGGGCUCCGGGGGGUCACCUCUUUUGUGAUUUAAUUUACAAUCACCUUUCUUAUUUUGUAUCUUUCUGUCAACGUCCAUUUUUGGAAGAAUGGCAGGGCUUUCCGAGUGUAGGUUGGGGCUCAGGGUUAAAUUGCAAGGUCCCCCCCAAGGGGAGGCUUUGAGGACAGCAUUAUCGCCCAGGUGGCCUCACAGGACUGAAAACCCGCCCCAAGCCAGCAGGAGAAAGUGGGCCCCAACAAGCUUGACUGUUCCCAGAGAGGAGCAGGGGCCGGUGGAGGAGAUGAGGGUUGCGUAGCAAACAUGUCUCGGAAUAAUCACAUGCUUUUCUGUGUCAGGGUGACAGCUGGGUAUUUUUUCUUUUUUAAUACCUUUUGUGCUCCCCACUCACAAUGCGUACUAAAGCUUGCAGGCGCUGCUGCUUACGGACAUGGGGCCCGAGUUGCUGCUCCUUGGCCCGCUCCGUAUUUUCUUGUCUCUUAUUCUACUUUCUGUUAAAGAGCCUCUUCCUAAAGGUUCCCAAGAGAAAGUCUUGCCUUUCGUCCCUCCUCUGAGACUGGCCACCCAGAGCAGCACGCCGGCUACAUAGGACAGGGGGUCGUCCAGCCCCCAUCAAGAGCUGAGCCGAGUGCUUAUGUGACCACCUUGACCCUGAGGCCUGCGGACUCGUCUGCUUGGCAUCUGCUGAGGUGUGUACAGAGGUGGUCCCCUGGAGGCCGGCCUGGCAGUCUCCUCUGGGUGUGAUGGCCAGUGGACAUCAAAAUCAGAAUGACUCUGAGUGCUUUCUUGAGAAGUUCGAACCACAUCCUUGCUGUUAGAGACCAAACUAGCACCCCUCUUCCUCCUUCCCGAUCCAACCCAGCCCCCUCCACCAGCCUCAGCAUUGGCACCAAGAAGGCAUGGGAGUUUUCAGAAAAGGACGCGGUGGGCCAGCAUGGCAGACAUUCAAGGACACACACGCUCCUCCCACACGCCUGGGAUGACAUGGUGUUAACGUCACGGGAAACAUGUCUCCGGAGAGCAGUCCCAACCCAGAACCACAAUGAGCACGUUUAGGAAAUAGAUAGAGGCAUCCUUCUUACCCAAGGACACAACCACAGUUCAGGCCGUUUCUCCUACCCACGGGAGCCACGUAGCGAUGUAAAUGCAUCCAACUCCUCAGAUCCCCGGCAUGAGAACGGAAACUCCAGCCUCCACGUUCUGGACUUAGAUCUGGCAGCAAACCACGUGGACCUGGGACCCUCCCACACCCACCCACAAACACACACACCUGUCGAUUUUUAUCAGCUCCGUGAAACACGAGUUUGAGGCAAAUGCUCACCAUGUUCCCAUGUGCUGCUGGCUUCUCUUCCUCACGUGUCUGUUCUCAUCAUCCCUGUAAGACGCUGUAAACACGGUCGUGCCCCCCCAAUCACAACCCCUCAGAGAACCACGGUGGAGAGAGCCAUCAGGAGCGUCGCCUCCCAGUGACCAGCAGCAUCGUGUUUCUAAUCACUCGAGGCUGGAACAGCAUGGAAUUUGUAAGGUCUCAACAGCUUUUUCUUUUUUUACCAUACACCAAGGGCUUCUGUUUGAAGUUCCCCCUCCUUUUUAUGGUCUUUGUACUAUAAACAUAUUUUUGAUAAACAGUUUCAAGAGGGCACUGUCCAGAAAGACAAGCUUUGCGCCUGCGGCUUUGAGGCAAGGGACUGGACCUGGAGGAGAUGAGAACUCCAUGUGCCAGACACUCUGGGACACACACCCGAGCUUUGUUUGGCUUGGCUCCUGGGACAGGGAAGAUGGCUCACUUCUGGCCAUGCAGUCCUCGCCAUGACCUUGAUCUUCUGCUCCUGAGCUGAGACCCUCUCCGAGCAUUCUCUCCUGAUUUGUACCGUCUGGAAAAAGCAUACGCGUCACAUUGCACUCGAGACAUUACUUUUCUGGGAAAGGAAUGAAAUCGCACGAGAAGGAGGUAGAGAUUCAGGCCCCUCAGAAAUCUACCUAUUAAACAAUAGUUGAGUUUCUGGCAUAUCUAGGGCACGCCUUCACUGUCAAAGAGCCAAGGAGGCAUUUCUUACAGGGGAAUUCACUCAGAAUAGUGCCCCAGGUCCCAGCUCAACACCUUCUCCCUAAAAAUCGAGGCUACUUCCCUGCUCAGCUACAGAAUGUCCUGCCUUUGUCAGGACAGAUGGUAACUUCUGCGUGGAGGUCACAUCCCCCCGGGGAACAGCAAUGUUCCUCCCAAAGAACAGCCUCUCUGCCGGCGUGGGAGCUGGAGACCCCUCUGGGAAGCCACUCCAGGGACCCUGGACAGCAGGAACACUUGGGGAGGACAACCUUCUCAGCACCCUUGCCUCAGAGAAGUUCGAGGUUUGGGGAGCAGCUCAUCGACCAUACAGGCAGGAUACAGGCAGGGUGGGGGUUAUGGAGAGACACUCCUCCCCUGACCUAUGAGCAUCUCUACCACAGCAAGACUUACAGUCACAGUGGUCAUCAGUAAGGACGUGUAAAUAACUUCUGAUCAGGUUUUUUUGGGGUUUUUUUUUGUUGUUGUUGUUUUUUUGGUGGGUGGGGGUUACAUUU